GCGCACGCACGCUGCGCCGCCGGCGGGGCCGCCGCUCCCGAGGAGGCGGGGAGAGGACGAUGGAGGCGCGUAGGGUCUGGCGGCCCCGCUCACUGCCCGGGAGCAGCCGCGGCCGCCGCCAACACCGCCACAGCCACUGUCGGGGGCGACGCGCCGGCCUCUGAAAGGGGUGGUAGGAGCGGGAGGCUCCGCCGGGACGGGCAGCAGCCGGGGACGCGGAAUUGAAUUUCUCUCUCGCUGAGGUUCCUUCACUUCCAGUAUGGAGAUGAAUAGAGAAAAACUCUGUGGCAGUAAGGCUGAUGGGAGCUCAGAUUCUGCUUAUCAUUGCUCAACCUGUCACGAUGAUGAGGAGUGGAGCAACACUAGCCGGGGGCGAGCGAAGUCACGAAGUUUGUCUGCUUCACCAGCCCUAGGCAGCACCAAAGAAUUCCGGAGAACACGCUCCUUGCAUGGACCAUGCCCAGUGACCACGUUUGGACCAAAGGCCUGCAUGCUGCAAAAUCCUAAAACGAUUAUGCACAUUCAGGAUCCAGCAAGCCAGCGGUUGACAUGGAACAAACCUCCCAAGAGCGUCCUUGUUAUUAAGAAGAUCCGGGAUGCCAGCCUGCUGCAGCCUUUCAAAGAGCUUUGUGUGUAUCUUACUGAGGAGAACAAUAUGAUAGUGUAUGUAGAGAAAAAGGUGUUGGAAGACCCUGCUAUAGCUAAUGAUGAGAAUUUUGGACCAGUGAAGAAGAAGUUUUGCACCUUCAGAGAAGAUUAUGAUGACAUCUCCAAUCAGAUAGACUUUAUCAUAUGCCUGGGAGGAGAUGGAACCUUACUUUAUGCUUCUUCACUUUUCCAGGGUAGUGUACCUCCAGUUAUGGCUUUUCAUCUGGGAUCCCUUGGAUUUCUUACUCCAUUUAAUUUUGAGAAUUUUCAGUCCCAAGUCACUCAGGUUAUAGAAGGCAAUGCAGCCCUUGUCCUACGAAGCAGGCUGAAAGUCAAAGUGGUGAAAGAGCACAGGGAGAAGAUGACGGUGCAGAACGGUAUCGAAGAAAACGGAGUGGUCUCUGCAAGUAUAGAGAAAGAAGUGGGCAAGCAAAUCAUGCAAUAUCAGGUCCUGAAUGAAGUUGUAGUGGAUCGUGGCCCUUCCUCUUACCUUUCCAAUGUAGAUGUCUUUCUAGAUGGGCACCUGAUAACAACAGUGCAAGGGGAUGGAGUCAUUGUCUCCACACCAACUGGGAGCACUGCAUAUGCAGCUGCAGCAGGAGCUUCUAUGAUUCAUCCCAAUGUUCCUGCCAUAAUGAUCACCCCCAUCUGCCCUCACUCAUUGUCUUUCAGACCUAUUGUUGUUCCUGCUGGAGUGGAACUCAAGAUUAUGCUCUCCCCAGAUGCCAGGAAUACAGCAUGGGUUUCCUUUGAUGGAAGGAAGAGGCAGGAAAUAUGCCAUGGAGACAGUAUUAGCAUCACUACCUCUUGCUAUCCCCUUCCUUCGAUCUGUUUCCGAGACCCUGUGAGCGACUGGUUUGAGAGCUUGGCUGAGUGUUUACACUGGAAUGUGCGGAAGAAGCAAAACAAUUUUGCUGUUGAAGAAGAAGAAUUUUGAGUGUCUACAUCUAACAAGACUCAUGGGAAUGGAAUAUGGCAGUAUCCCUUCUAUAUGCUUGGAUAUUCAAGUUCUUGGCUAACGAGUGUGGUCGCCGUCUCAAGACACGUGUAGGGAUUCUAUCUGUCUGAUCUGCUGAGGGCUGGGAGAUAAUUGUGCUACUUCCUGUCUACCAAGAGUAGGAAUGGAAGAAAUUAGGCUCUGAUUGUUAUAAUCCAAUGUGAAUUUCCUUCACAUGAGCAAUCUGGGUUACUUCUGAUUGGUACUGACAAAAGCAUCUGGAGAUUUGAUUGUAACCUCUAACUUACCAAUUACAUGGUAGGCUGAAUGUAGAUACCUAACAGAAGAGCGGCAGUAGCAAAACGGCAUUAAAAUCUUCUGUUUGAUUUGGUAUAUUUGUAAUUCCAUUUAAGGAAUUGAAGUAAUUCCACACACACAUAAAGGCUCUAGCAAAUUUGCUUUUGAAAACCCCGAAGCUCCUCUUUGUUAGCUUAAAUGUCUUAACCCAGAGCAGCUCUCAAUCAAGACAGCUUUUAAAAUACUUCCUCCUUCCUCCUUCUACUUGCAAAUGUGACACACUGUGAAGAAACACCCCUGAAGAAUGUUUCUUUUUUAAUAGAUGGAACUAGUGGGGGGGAAAAAAGACUGUAUAUAUUUUUUAUAUAUACAUAUUUCUGUAUCUCUUGCCCACUUGAACAGUGAUUGACCCUUGGCUGUCAUCACUGUGUCAGCAUCCACAAACCCUGUGGGUGAACAUUAGGCUGGACUUGGUUAUUUCAGUGAUCUCCAUUUUUGCAGCUGAGCUGGUUUCCAGCUCUCCAGUUCUUGGUGGGGAAUCAUCAGUCUGGUGGGUUUUUUAUUAUUGUUGAUUGAUUCUCUGGGACAAAUGGUAGCAUUAGAGACUACACAGUGCAAGGCCACAGUUCCUCAAGCUCUCAAGAAGAAUCUAGUCUUCAGUUCCUACUAUAGUGUCUAGUUCCAGUACUGCCUUGAAGAAAAGCAUAUCCUGCGCUAGGCUCCGAAUGCCCUUAGCUUCCUCUGGUACCUUCCAGCUCUUGGUGCUGAGUAAUAGAGAAAGGGAUACUGCAGUGGCAGGCUGAGAAAGGAGAGGACACAUUCCCAGUAGAGUAGCAAUGGUGCCUUCAGCACACUCAAGAUAUUCUAAGUCUUGUAUUUACUUUUUUUAAGAUGCUUUCAACUGUUUCUAACUUCUCUAUGUACAUAUUUUAUUCUAUGUGCUUUUAUGAAAGAAAAACAGCAAAACCCAACAGAAAAGAAAGAUAGUUGGGGGGAAAAAAACAACAAAGGGUUUGUACUGUACUUAAACUGAAAAAAUAUCAAACCCAAGUGUAAUGUUUACAUUUAUGUUCUUUGUGGUGCAGUCUCAUGCUCAUCCUAUCCAAACUUCAGCAUUUUCAAAGUCUUGCUGCAUUGGUCAUUAAAGGAAUGGACAUGAUCUGUUACAUUUAAACCUAUGGCAUAAAACUGUGGAGGAAUGAAGUUCCUGAUGAAGGUGGGACUGCCUUGGAAGUGGAGUGAGAAACGAUGGUGAACCCUUCAUGAAUGUCUUACGUUGUCUUUGUGGUCCAAAGUGGGAAUGGGAAAUGUGUUCAUUUCCAAACUUUGCCUAACCUGCUGUCUUCUGAUGGUUUCAGUAAUGUCCCUUCCAUUUUGGAUGCUGCCCUAGUCUUGUCUAAUUUUAUGAAAUCCAGCUGAGAGCACUUUUCCAGGAGAGAGAAGCAAAGCCUUGGCUGAUGAUACGAAUCACAACGGCAAAUGUGUUAAUAGAAAGGAAUACUUGGUCUGUACAUUUUGUAAAAUAGAAUACUGGGUUGAUUUGGUGGAAAUAGAUGAAUUUUGUGCUAUCUUGGAGAAUAUCCAGACAGCUUUUGGGAUUUAUCUUUCACUUGAAGCUGCAGUCAUUGUUUUAUCACUGUUUUGAAGCUGCUUACGGGUUUCCUCGGUGGAGUAGUCGGUUAUUUAAUAACUGUCUACUUUUUGAACUCUAGAAAUGUCAGAUUGUUUU
Molecule: messenger RNA, 3611 nt
Organism: Dryobates pubescens (Downy woodpecker)
Lineage: Eukaryota; Metazoa; Chordata; Aves; Piciformes; Picidae
Gene: NADK
Product: NAD kinase
Exons: 12
Coding region: 260-1585 (441 amino acids)
Biological process (GO): NAD+ metabolic process; NADP+ biosynthetic process
Molecular function (GO): NAD+ kinase activity
Source: RefSeq, a predicted model, not a curated record